Molecule: messenger RNA, 1392 nt
Organism: Ixodes scapularis (black-legged tick)
Lineage: Eukaryota; Metazoa; Arthropoda; Arachnida; Ixodida; Ixodidae
Exons: 2
Coding region: 1-1392 (463 amino acids)
Biological process (GO): proteolysis
Molecular function (GO): aspartic-type endopeptidase activity
Source: RefSeq, a predicted model, not a curated record
AUGGCAACCCAAUCGGAGGCAAGUGGCGUCAUCUCAACUUCCGCGGCGACGCAAAUCACGGAGCGGUUAGCUAAUCUGCUCGCCGAAAGGAGUGCUACGGACAUUGUAAACCCGCUUGGAACCCUCGACGAUUGCCUCGCAACCCGUCUGUCUCUGCUGGAAUCUGCAGUCGAACGUCAGGUUGCCGAUGUAGGGCAACGCCUCAAUGACGGCCUUUCGUCCGUGGAAUCUCGAAUUCGACUGCCUGUGCACCACGGACCGCCACUCAAGCUGCCGACAUUCGAUGGGCAGUCGUCAUGGCAAGCCUUUAUCAUCCAAUUCGAAACGGUUGCGGACUUUUACGGGUUCGACUCAACGUCCAGAGCUCGUGCAAUGGUGGCCCAGUUAAGGGGGAACGCUGCUGAAUGUUUGGAGAGCAUGUCUGCCACAAGUCGUUCCUCAUAUCAACUACUCAUAGAAGCUCUAAAGUCCCGCUUUGGUGAUGAACAUCUCCAGCAAUUUCACCUGACUGCUUUAAAGCACCACCGCCAAGGCACGGACACACUCCAGGAGCUAGCUGACGUAAUCCAGAGGAUGGCGAGAAGAGCGCUCGUUGGAUGUACGGAAGUCGACUUGGAGCAGAUAGCAACCACUGCUUUCAUCGACGCAAUCGAAGACACCGACAUCCAGCUUCUUGUGCGACUCGCCCACCCAACCACGACUCGUGCAGCACUGGCUCGCGCACUCGAAGUUCAAGCAGCCAACAAAGCAAUGGACAUGGUGUCGACAUCUGGAAUCAAGCUUUCACGGGUGGCUCACCGAUCUUCUCCGGUACGUUCAAGUAAACGGCGUUGCUUCACGUGUGGUGACAUUGGGCACUUAGCUCGAUCCCGCCCAAAUCACUUGGCCCCGUGCAAAAUGCAACCUAUCCCAACGCCAAACGUUUCAAGUGACAGUGAGCCUGGCAAGGUUGAGUCUCAUGUAGUGCAUCAUGUUCCUCUGGUGACAACGCCAGUGCGCACCUCGCCAACGCCAUGUCUUUCAGUUCAUCUUCAUGAGUUGGGACAACAUGUGAAUGCUAUCGUGGACACCGGAGCUGCAGUAAGUCUAAUCGAUUAUGCAUUACUGCAAUCAGCAAAGUGUACCACGCCCAAGACACUUCCUGGUACCGUCUGUCUUAUAUCAGCCGACGGUUCUACAAUCGAACAAGAAGGACAGAUCUCGUUGACUGUAGAAACUUUAGGAACAACAGUCAACCUCCCCUUUGUGAACAUUGUUUGUCAGCCGUACCAACUUUCAGCACUGGCGAUCAGUCCAGUUGUUCUGCGACAGAGUUGCCCCAAGGAGAUAGCGGGGGAAGCAAAGAAGCAAUUUCCUGGAAUUUUGAGAACUUAUUCGAUGGAUUUAUCCUAG